Lymnaea stagnalis (great pond snail) is the source of this 3443-nucleotide messenger RNA. Lineage: Eukaryota; Metazoa; Mollusca; Gastropoda; Lymnaeidae. The record is from the annotation of a GenBank genome assembly.
GUGAUUGGUUGGUGUGUACCGUGCUGUUCAGCCGAAGACCUCAUCAGUUGGGGCCUGUAUUACAAAUUCACGCAUCUGUGUGGAAGUUGACUACUUCAGUUUUUGGCCAGUCCAAUUUAUUCCCAUUUGAAAAUUUAUCACAAAAUAAACUAGCACAGAAAGGUAAGAAACGGUGGUUUCAUGAUAUUUAAAAUGUUAAGUACUUAGUCUUACAGUUACCCAAUCAAAAUCAAUGUGACUCAAUGCCUUGCCAAAUAUUUCCAUUCUAACGAAUUUUGAUUUGUUUUUAAUUAGCGGUUGAGGUGAGGGCCUGCAUUUUGAAUUUUUCUUUCAUUUUAAGAUAGUUUCCCCAACCUUUUCUGUAGUCUAUAUAUAGCUCUACUCAUUCACGACCUAUGACUUUCACUUUACGACGUAGGUCUACUAAGUCUCACCAUAAAAGUAACAACGCAUUUAAAAUGUGAAAAUAUGGACGGACUUCUAAUUUUAAAUUUAUGUAUUAAGCCUAAUUAUAAUUUGCAACUAAAAAAAAAAAAAAGUAGAACUUGAGUUUGUAAAAAAGUUCAACUGUUGAUAAACUUAAAGAUUUUUUUUUUUUAUAAGAAUAAGAACAAUUUUAAUGAAGAGUUUAUUCCAAAAUAAAUAUUUCAACAUUUUUAUGCAACAUGUCUCUUUUUUCUUGUACAAUCCUUUUUCCUGCACUGCCUGAAAUCCCAGGCCCACGUUGUAUUAGGCCCUGUACAUAUAAAAUCAGUUGGUGCAUAUUUUGAUGCAUGAACCUAGAUGUAGUUCUAGGUUAGGUUAUUAUAAUUACUAGAUCCAGUUUUUUAAUUCUGCUCUACUAGAGUAAGAAUUGGACUCUACUGUAAUGAUUUUAGCCAGCUUGGUACUCUAAGACUAAUAUUUUGAUCAGGCUAUAAAAUUUAAAAAAGAUGAUUUUAUUAGAUAAAAUUGUAUCUUAAUCUUAAUGUAGAUUGUAGAAAGUAUGUUUAGAAUUCAUUAUACAAACUUUCUUUUCAGUCAAAUAGUAUUUUAGAAAUUUAUCAGAAAUCUUAGUGACUUAAACUUAUUCAAUAAAUAAAAUUUCUUUCUUAUUAAGAUGUCUGGCUCAAGCUCAUCCUCGAACAAGUCACCAGCUGGAACUCCAACAAAACCGCCGGCUAAAAUGCCCAAAGCCCAACCUGCAAAGGAAGAUGCAGAUGACAAAAGUUCAUCAGACAAUCCAAAGACUCAUGUUCCAACCAUGUUCAAUAUGGUGCUGGGGGCUCUCAGGGCCAGUAAAGGUGCCAAGGGCCUAACAUUGCAGGUUAGUAUCGACCUGGCUAAAUUAUGCAUGUGCCUUACAGCAGUGGUUCCCAAACAUUUAAGUUUGGCGGACAGGUGAACAAGUUUCUAAAUUUUACCAGGGACCGGUGCACCAUUUAUUUUUAUACUUUUAUUUCUAUUUGACAAUAAAUAUUUAUGUUAUGGGGACCGGCAGCGUUAGUCAUGCGGACCAGUGAAGGUCCACGGAACGCCAUUUGGGGACCACUGCCUUAUAGGAUAGUAUAAAAUAAUUGUUUCUGCUUAUAACUUAAACUUAGGCCUUAUACAUAUAGCCUAUAGACAGGUUUUUUUUAAAAUGGCUAUCUUCACAUAAAUUCUGAACAAUCCUCAGGGAUAGUAAGCCAAAUGCCCCCUCGGGGAGUCAAGUGAAGGGUAUUGGAAUGGGCACCAAGAUUGUUACUGUAAUUAAAGUCAACUGUCACACUGCCUCUUGUAGCAGUAGGAAACUAACAUCAUACUGCCCCAUGGGGGUCACAUAUGGGGUACUGAAAGUAAUAAAGCAAUAAUGCUACUCAGGGCAUCACAUGAAGGGUACUAGAACUAAUAAAGUAAUACCGCUACUCAGGGCAUCACAUGAAGGGUACUGGAACUAAAGUGAUACUUGUCACAUUUAGGGUACCAGUAAUGGCCAUGUCAAACUGCCAUCUUCAAAACCAAAAUUAACAAAUGUAAAAAUCACUUACUUUUCAUAUUUCCAAUAGUAAAGCUUUUUGUUACCUUCCAGGCCAUCAAACGAUCAGUGACAGAGGCCUACCCAAGUACUAAAGCAAAGUUUUCCAAUGCCAGGCUGGGGAAAGCCAUAAUAAAGGGGAUUGAAAGUGGAGAGAUCAUAAGGCCUAAGGCUUCUGAAGACACAGGACUAAGAGGACACUUCCUUUUCAACAAAGGCCUCUUUGCUUAUAAUGAAAAGAAAAAACUUGCCAAAAGUAAAGAAAAAUCUGACAAAAAGCCUGCUAAAUCUCCUAAAAAGCCACUGGUGGCUAAAUCUCCUAAAAAACCAUUGGUGGCUAAAUCUCCUAAAAAGCCAUCUGUGACUAAAUCUCCUAGUAAGCCAUUGGUUUCCAAGUCGCCAAAGUCUAAGGUUGAAAAUCCUGUACCAGAAAAGGUUAAAAAGCCAAGGGCCCCUAAAGCUAUAAAGAAAGCAGAUUCAGACGAAGGUGCCAAGAAAAAGACCCCCACAAAGCCUAUCAAAAGAAAAGUACCAGUGACUCAAGCACACAGUACUCCAAAGAUUAACACAGCAAUGGCAAGACAAAAAGUGAGUCAUUUCAUGUGAAACAAAAUUUACUCUUAAAAUUUAUUUUCAAUUGUAAAUGUAUGUAGCCAGGCUUAGCCUACAAUAAUAUUUAAAAAAAACUAUGUGAUAAUGCAGAACUAGAAAUGUACAGGUGGAUAAGGUUCUCAUUGUAUGAUUAUGAAUUUCUCAUUAAUUAAUUUCACUUUAAAUUUUGUUAAAAUAUUUUAUGCCAGGACUGUUGCCCUUUAAUGCUUUUGUGUGUAUCUUUGUUAUAGUCGUUUCACUUUUUAAAAUUUUUAUCCGCGUCUCAUAAUGUGGGGUCUGGCAACAUAUGGAAGGCACUGUCUGGAAUUAAAUUUAGGUUUGGCUGGGGGAGAUUGCCUGGAUUCAACCAAUAAUUAUAUAGGACACACACACACUACUUAUGUUAAAUAAUAAAAUCAGUUAAAGUUUAAUAGCUAAUUGAUGUGAACACCAUGUUUAGACUUUUGUUUCAGCACUCUGUGAAUAUCAUCUGUAAAAGUGAAACUAAAAUAGAUACAAUUAUUUUAAAAAAUCUUUUCAGGUAGCUUCUGUGAAAAAGGCCAUAAAGCAGGUUACUGGUGCCAAGACAAAAGCUGCAAGGACUAAAGCAUCAAAAGAAUAAAGCAUUCUAAAACAAUACUUUCAUUACCAGUCUAGGCCUAAGCCGGAAUGAUAAUUCUGAAGUGGGAUAUAAUUUCAGGGCAUUUUAAGAGUAUAUGUAAACAUGUUUAAUUUUUAUCACAUUUCAAGAUUUUCCAAAUGCUAUUUUUAAUGCAUGAUCAAUAAAUUUUUAAUACCGGUAAAUGAUUUGAAUUAGUAUUUUUUUUUUAUAUAUUUAUUUUUUGCUACUUGAGGC